Messenger RNA from Orbicella faveolata, 1681 nucleotides. Its product is annotated as 5-hydroxytryptamine receptor 1B-like. Lineage: Eukaryota; Metazoa; Cnidaria; Anthozoa; Scleractinia; Merulinidae. The record is from RefSeq and is a predicted model, not a curated record. Gene Ontology annotation, molecular function: G protein-coupled receptor activity. Gene Ontology annotation, biological process: positive regulation of MAPK cascade; adenylate cyclase-activating adrenergic receptor signaling pathway. Gene Ontology annotation, cellular component: plasma membrane.
GUUUAUUUUGACAUUCUUUUUUGAGUGUUAUUGCUGUUUUAGUUAUAUGGCAGUAUCUACCUUAAAUGUUCCAGACGCAAACCCUGCUUUCUGGCUGCAGGAUUAACCUCGUCAUUUUUAUACAACCAGAAACUGAACCCAAAAAGGAAUCCUUCUGAACAAGUAUAUUCCCAGGGCUUACCGUCAGAACUGCGCCCGUGUUCAACCUGUAGAUGGAAAGUUUAAGGUUUGCUGGAAAUUUGCUGUUUUUCCACUUUUGCUUUAUGCAGAUAAAAAGCAUGGACGGCGUGCUGCGUUCUGACAAUCAGCUUAUUGAAAAUUCCAGCACAACGCUAAUGGGGAAAGAAUUUACGGAACAAACUGACUGGAGUCCAAUGGUGGUUUUAAUAGCAGUCUUGCUCGGCAUUUUGAUAACCCUCACCACUGCUGGCAAUCUCGUGGUAUGCCGCCUUGUUUGGGUUUGUCGACGCAUGCAAAUCCCUUCAUUAUAUUUUGUGGCGAGUAUGUCAUUUUCUGAUUUCCUCAUGGGUUUGCUUGUUAUGCCCAUCAGUCUGGCAUAUCAUAUUAACUACCAAACCACAGGCCGGUGGAUUUUCGGGCAUUUCAUGUGCAACCUAUGGCUAUUCUUAAACUUCGUUCUGUGCAGCGCCUCCAUUUAUAACUUAUGUGUGGUCAGCGGAGACAGGUACCUCGCUGUUACGUCACCGUUAAAAUACUUGUCACGCAUGAACGAUCGCAGAGUCAAGCAAAUCAUUGGAGUCUCCUGGCUCUGUGCAUUCGUACUUGCUGGUUUCGUCACGUACGGUACGAACGCUUCUAAGGAAAACGGCGUCAAUUGUUCAGUCUGGGGUUUGCGUUACGAAUAUUCUGUCGUCGUGCUCAUCGUGGGGUACAUUCUACCGGUGUUUUUCCUUGUCUUUGUGAACGGCAAAGUGUUUGUCAUUGCGCAUUCCCAUAUGAACAGAAUCCACGCCCAGGAGAUGGCUUCAGUUUCAGCAUUUACCAUUGACAGGCCCAGUCAAGGAUCGACCAGCAAAACUGUUCAGAGAUCGAGACUAAGGCGUGAGAUCAAAAUAUUCAAAACAUUUGUUGUGGUAACAUGUACUUUCCUGUUAUCUUGGACGCCUUUUGUUGCCAUCCUUUUGAUCGAUUCAAUCUGGACUGUGCCAGAACUUCUCAGACAUUCAUCGAUCAUUCUUUUAUACUGCAACAGCGCUCUGAAUCCAUUUAUAUACGGCUUUUACAAUGCUGAGUUCAGAAAACUACUUGCUGAAAGCAUCAGAUGUAAGUGCGCUACACCAGUUAGGAAGAUUUUGCCCUCCUAAUGGCGGAGACGGCGUGAGCGAUGCGAAAGGACAAAUAACAGCAACAACAACAAUGUAACAACAACAACAACCAAAGUGAAUUUAUACGCGCAAUCACAUUAGAACGGUUUUCAAGUGGGUGUUGUUAAACCAAAACCAAACCAGUUACCUAUCAAUUAAUGUACUCCCCCAAUCUCAAACCGUAAUUACUCAGGCGUCCUACUCAAAAGAUAUUUUAGCGUUUACGUAUAUGUUUAUCGUUUACGUGUGGACAGGCAGAAUACGAAAACGUAAAACGCAAUUGCAUUGUUUAUUUGUUGAUAUAUUUAGUUAUUUACUUAUUUAUAUCUGUCUGUCUGUCUGUCUGUCUGUCUGAC